Spirometra erinaceieuropaei is the source of this 522-nucleotide messenger RNA. The record is from the annotation of a GenBank genome assembly. NCBI's taxonomy places the organism in Eukaryota, Metazoa, Platyhelminthes, Cestoda, Diphyllobothriidea, Diphyllobothriidae.
AUGGACAACUUUCCACCGGAAGCGCAGCAUAUUUUGGCACCCGCCUCCGGCAUUCUUUCGGCAACGCAACUUACUCAGAUGGCUGAUCGUCUUAUGGAGAUGCACGGUUUUUCCAAGCCGUCACUUUCAGCAAUCUCAACUCCGUCAACUCAUCCUACGUCUCCCCUUUCACAGUUAGAGAUCGAGCUCAGCAGGCUGGCCGAUGAUAUAGCUUCACUCCAGAAACAGACAGUCUACCCCUCAUUUCGGAGCCAACCGAAGCCGUCUACCCCACAUCUCCAGUCUUCACAUUCAGCCUGUCCAAACGCAGCUCCCAUCUGCUGGUAUCACACCGCCUUUGGUGUUAAAGCCCGUCGCUGCAUCUCUCCCUGCUCCUUCACCUCCAAUCAGAGGAAACGGGUAAAACCGGUCAACCCGAAGGUCAGUGCAGCCAAUCUUCUCGACAGCUCUAACUCUGGUCGCUCCUCCUAUUUUUGCGACACUGCGACUCGCAGACGUUUCCUGGUGGACACUGGAGCCUAG